UCUCAACUCCCAGCCAACCCUCCCCACGUAAACUGUGAAGGUUGUGUUAGUUGUAGUUUCGCGUGGACUGCUAAAAUUGACUUUCGCUAUCGGAAUCACGCAGAUGUGGAUGUUUAACUUUGAGGACGCGGCGGUGUUCAGUGCGUGAGAUGUUUAUCAUCACAGAAAUGUGCUGAUGUAUGGGCUCGGCAGUUUGGCAAUAACAUGUCGUCCACUGAGACUGCCAGGGAGUUCCAAGCUAAAGAGCGCAAAUGCAGAAAUCAGCUGAAGAAGCGAUUGGCAAAUGCUCUGUCAAGAGAUCUUAACCGGCUGCUGCAGGAGGAGCAGGAGACUGACGUCACUCUGUGUGGGGGUUCUGCUGUUCGGCUGAAGGCCCACAGGGCGGUGCUGCUGGCCCGAGCUCCUCACCUCCUGCAUGGAACCGAAGCAACUACACCUGUCAUUCACCUGCAGGGGAUUGAACCUGCAGCCCUCAAGGACUUUAUACAAAAAGUGUACACAGAAGACAAGUGCCUGGUGAAGGAGAAUAGUGCCUUAAAUAUACACAACGGCCACUCGCUAGUUGUGAAUGGCACUGCUGCAGACGGCCAUGAUGUUGACGCUAAGGUCAGCUCUGACCCAGGUUCAGAGCAUUUAGAGCCAGCAUCAGGGCUUGGGGCAGAUCUUUUGGCUCUGUUUCAGAGGGCUGAUAUGUCUGACAUCAGCAUCCAGGUGGCAGAUAGAGUCUUUUCAGCACACAGGGCCAUUCUAUGUGCGCGCUCAGAGUAUUUCCGAGCAAUGCUGUGUGGGAGCUGGAUGGAGAGUUUGCGUCAGUGUAUCACUCUGCAGGGUCUGGGUCCAGAUGAAAUGGAGAUUCUGCUUCAUUUCAUGUAUGGUGCCAUUCUAGACUUCCCACCAGGAACAAAUGUCAGUCAGGUUGUGUUAGCAGCAGACAUGCUGGGCCUGGAGGGGCUGAAAGACAUGGCCGAGAUGGUCCUGACUCGGGACUAUUGCCGCUUUUUCCCCAAGCCUGUUGAUGGGGUUCAGAAACCUAUACUGGAGUGCCUCGCCAUUACCCACUCUAUAGGCCUGCACGAUCUCUACUGCUCCUGUGUGAGAUGGGUAGCUGAGCACUUUGUGAAGUGCUGGUCAGAAAGGAAUUUUGCCCUCCUCCCUCCAGAACUACAGAGAGAUUGCCUUAAUACUGUCACCAAAAACAUGAUGGUGCAGAUUGCUGAUCUGAUUAACAAUGAGCAAAGCCAUCAGUCUUUCGUUCUCUCUCUGUCUCUCUCCCUUCUGCAACAGAAACCUACAAAAUGCCUCUCGGGCACUUCGUCUCCAUGUGAUAGCCCUUCUUAUCCUCCUAUUAAGGUAUCACAGGGUCCACGUGCUUCCCCUGCAAGAUCUGUAGCUGCAGCAUCAGGUACCAUGAAGUCUGAUGCUCUGGGGCCAACAGCUCACACGGCUCCUGGGAAAACAAAAGCUAGUAACAAUGCCUCACUCAGAAGUAAAAAUGAUAAGGUUAAGCCAACUCAAAUGCCAGCUAAAACCAAGACUACGUCUACUGUCAAACCAGUGUUGAAUGGCACUGGUGGUGGUGCUCCACGGGAGAAUUCCACCGCUUCAGGUGCCCGUGGUUCACCCACAAGGAAGACGGUGCUGGACAGAAAGCCAAACCCAGGAGCAAGGCCAAAGUCUUCCUCUGCUGGGUCUGAUCUCUUGGCAGGCCAGACUAAAGGAGGAAAACUGAAGAAGGACACAAUGUCAGGGAAGGAUCUGCCUCAGGAAUUGGUCAGCAUUGCUCAGAAUACCCCAUCUAACUCUGGCAGCACCUCACCAGACAACAGUGCUGGGAGUCCACAAAAGAAUGGCCACAGUACACCGACAGAAAAUCAGACGACUACAAGCGAAGAAGAGGUAGGGCGUCAAAGACCACGAUCCUGGAUUAGAAAGGAUGAGGUGCCAAUGGAGAAGGAACCUUGUGAAAUGGAUACUACAUUAAAAUACUUGAAGGGUGUACAGGACCACCAGCUUUUCACCUCUGAGGAAGAAGAGGAGGAGACUGAAGAUGAAAGAUCGGAAGUUGAGGUGUUACCGAGGAGAAUGGCUCCCCCGAUUGCCGAACCACCGCCACAGUUUCAAGGUAUUGUCAACCUUGCAUUUGAAGAUCCUGCAGAGCAAGAGAAUGAGCAACCAGAGUACCAUUCAGCUUCUAACUUCCGUCGCUCUGUUUUACUCUCGGUGGAUGAGUGUGAGGAACUUGGAUGUGAAGAAGGAGGCGCCCCGACUCCGACACAUCAGUCAAGUGAUUCCUUUACACAUGGCAAUGUCUUUGACAGUGAACCUCACGAUUCUAAAACAGACUACUGCUCCCAGCAAUCCACAAACACAGUGAGGGGCAACCAUAUCUCCAACCACCAGGAAAAUGAACAGGAGCCCAAACACACAGUAUUGCUGACAGAGAUCCGGGGAUCUCCACAGGAGGAUAGUGCAUGUAAUCAAUCAGAUGCCCCUGUGCAAAACAAAGAUGCCAGUGAUGUUCCUGCUCAGGAGCGCCCUAGUCACCUGGACCUCCGGCUUGCGGAACAGUAUGGCAAUCUCCAGUCCAAACAUAUAGACAGCAGAAAAGCUGACUUGUGGCUAGACUUACCUGAGCCGCAGCUGACUGCGAGUUCACCUGCACACUCUCCAGCAGGGGACUUUGAUGGUUGUGACACAUUGGAUCAAACCUGCACACAUGACCGGCGGCCAUCUAAAGCCCUGUCCCCCAUUUACGAGAUGGACCUGGGAGAAGCCCUCGAAAAAAGCAUGGAUGCUGACAGGAGCAAUGAUCCCCAACAGGAGGAGGCACAUCACGAGGGUAAAGGUGUGGAGACAGAGGACAAUAAAGAUGAAGUGGACCAUGAAGACAGUAAGUUUGCAGAGAACGACUGGAGUCUGCUGCGACAGCUACUGUCUGACCAAGAAUCCGAUCUGGGCAUCAUAAGCUCAGUCCCAGAGGAUUUAAACCUUGCACAGUACUUGAUCAAGCAGACGCUGUCCUUGUCUCGAGACUGCUUGAAUGAACAGGACUACUUGUAUCAUGAAAAGGACACAUUUAAGCGCUGGGCUGAGCUUAUUUCUCCACUGGAGGACUCCACCACCAGCAUCACUGUGACCAGCUUCUCUCCUGAGGACGCUGCAUCUCCACAGGGUGAGUGGACCAUCGUGGAGCUGGAGACACAUCACUGAUGGCUCUGUGGACUGGAAUACAGCCAAUGUUUUGAUAGGACUCUUUAGAUUACUGCAUCCUUUCUUCCUUUCAGUGCUUAUUUAUUUUGGGGAGAAAGACAUAAGUUCCAGCUUAAGUUAACCGAAGGCACUUGACAUUUUGUACAGGUACUGGAAUAAUGACCUCUGUGCAGUUAUUUUGCAUGUGGGCAAUUUUCUAAGUUAUAUUGUUUACUUGAUGGGUGCUUGAAUCUUUGUAGAAUACCAAAAAUGCAUUUUCUUGUUGCUCUUUUUGUCUCUGAAUGAUGACGCUUCUAAAACGUUUUGAACAGAGUGUAGAGUGUUAGUGGUUCUGGUUUACAUUCAUCAUUGUAUUUAAGACAAUAAAAGCUGU
Sinocyclocheilus grahami is the source of this 3583-nucleotide messenger RNA. RefSeq lists its product as uncharacterized. The transcript has 14 exons. Lineage: Eukaryota; Metazoa; Chordata; Actinopteri; Cypriniformes; Cyprinidae. The coding region runs from base 205 to 3210 and encodes 1001 amino acids. The record is from RefSeq and is a predicted model, not a curated record. Gene Ontology annotation, molecular function: protein binding.